CACUAGGUUCGUGUAGCAUUUUCCAUCCACCAUGGCAUUUUUCACCAGUCCUAUCCACCAGUCGUGUCGCCCGUCCGGAAAAUUAACUUGCCAUAGUUGUUGAGUCACUGAUCCAGAGAAGUGAAGCUUGAUCCCCAUGGCCCAUCAUAGCAUUCCGCCGGUGGAUCCCCGGAGCGGCUUCUGCAAGUCAAACUCCAUUUUCUAUAGCAAACGCAAGCCCUUGUCUUUACCUCCGAACCAGUCGCUCGACGUUAGCACCUUCAUAUCAUCUCGGGCCCACAACGGCAAGAUAGCCUUCGUCGACGCUUCCUCCGGCCGCCACCUCACCUUCUCCGACAUAUGGUCCGCCGUCGACUCUGUCGCCUCCUGCCUCUCCGACACCAGCAUAAGGAAAGGCGACGUCGUUCUCCUCCUGUCCCCGAACUCCAUCUUCUUCCCCAUUGUUUGCCUCGCCGUGAUGUCCCUCGGCGCCGUCAUCACCACCACCAAUCCGCUCAACACCACCCGCGAAAUCGCCAAGCAGAUAGCCGAUUCGAAGCCCGUACUCGCCUUUACCAUUCCCCAACUCGUCCCCAAACUCGCCGACUCGAACCUCCCGAUUAUACUCAUCGGCGAGCAUAACAAUUCCAGUUCUUCAGCCAAAAUUGUGAAUACGCUGGAGAAUAUGAUGAGGAAACAGCCGGCUCGGAUCCGGGUCAAGGAGCGGGUCAGCCAGGACGACACGGCGACUCUGCUCUACUCGUCCGGCACAACCGGGCCAAGUAAAGGCGUGGCGUCCUCGCAUCGGAACCUCAUCGCCAUGGUUCAGACUGUUUUGAGACAGUUCAAUCUAGAAGGUGGCGAGCAAACGCUCAUAUGCACGGUUCCGAUGUUUCACAUCUAUGGCUUACUAGAGUUCGUCACGGCGCUGCCGGCGUUGGGAGCGACGGUGGUGGUUCUGUCCAAAUUCGAGCUUGACGAGAUGUUGUCGGCGAUCGAAAAGUACAGAGCAAGUUACCUCCCAUUGGUGCCGCCGAUACUGAUAGCGAUGGUGAACAAAGCCGAUCAGAUAAAAAAGAAAUACGGUUUGGGGAGUUUAAGGACGGUUAUGUCGGGCGGCGCGCCGCUGAGCAAGGAGGUGAUAGAGGGGUUCUUGGAGGCGUACCCGGCGGUGGCGAUUCUUCAGGGGUACGGCCUAACGGAAUCGACGGGGGUGGGGGCGUCGACGGAAUCGCUGGAGGAGAGCCGGCGGUACGGCACGGCGGGGAUGCUGUCGCCGAGCAUGGAGGCGAGGAUUGUGGAUCCGGAGAACGGAGAGGCCCUGCAGGUCAACCGGACUGGCGAGCUCUGGCUCAGAGGACCCAUUAUUAUGAAAGCAGGUUAUUUCAGCAAUGCCGAAGCAACAGCCUCGACUUUAAAUUCGGAUGGAUGGUUGAGAACAGGAGACUUGUGCUACAUCGAUGAGGAUGGCUUCAUCUUUAUAGUUGACAGGUUGAAAGAGCUGAUCAAAUACAAAGGAUAUCAGGUUCCCCCGGCAGAACUGGAAGCUCUGCUGCUUGCUCACCCCGGCAUUGCUGAUGCUGCUGUGAUACCGUUUCCCGACAAGGAGGUCGGGCAGUUUCCGAUGGCUUAUGUGGUAAGGAAAACUGGGAGCGACUUGUCAGAGAGCGCUGUCAUGGAAUUUGUCGCCAAACAGGUUGCUCCUUAUAAGAGAGUCAGGCGAGUGGCUUUUGUGGAUUCCAUUCCAAAGAAUCCUUCGGGCAAGAUACUGAGGAAGGACCUGAUAAAACUGGCAACAUCCAGGCUGUAGCAAAUGUCGAAAUUCUCUGUUUUCGUUUGAUGAAGCUUCAGUUUGGGUGGAUGGCCAGAUCUCUUAAGAGUCUUGAGUACGGUGGUGUAUUGAUAUGAUUUUUGAGUUCUUGUUUUAUUGGAAUGAAAUAUUAUGUAAUUGAAUACAGGCAAUCUUGCAGCUUCUUGUGAUUUUAGUUUUCUGGGUACA
Messenger RNA from Diospyros lotus (date-plum), 1978 nucleotides. RefSeq names its product probable CoA ligase CCL5. The record is from RefSeq and is a predicted model, not a curated record. The transcript is spliced from 5 exons. Bases 137 to 1789 code for a protein of 550 amino acids. Gene Ontology annotation, cellular component: peroxisome. Gene Ontology annotation, molecular function: CoA-ligase activity. NCBI's taxonomy places the organism in Eukaryota, Viridiplantae, Streptophyta, Magnoliopsida, Ericales, Ebenaceae.